Molecule: messenger RNA, 1341 nt
Organism: Zonotrichia leucophrys gambelii
Lineage: Eukaryota; Metazoa; Chordata; Aves; Passeriformes; Passerellidae
Product: leukocyte immunoglobulin-like receptor subfamily A member 1
Exons: 8
Coding region: 511-1287 (258 amino acids)
Source: RefSeq, a predicted model, not a curated record
GGGGAAAUGUGCUUUUGCCCCAUGGACUGUUACAGACCAUGUGGGGACCACACGACACCACACUGAGCCUGCCUGGACUGCAGAGUGCAGGCACAAAGACCACAGAGACAUGAGACCACUUGGAAUGUGUGAAGAAUGAACCUGCAGGACACGGUGACUCGGGGCAAAUGAAGGAGAAAUCUCAAGGGAUGCAGUGAGGCACCUCUGCAGGGAAGCCUCCUCACCUCUUCCUCCUUUCACCUUGCUGCUGAUUGUGAUGAUGGUGUGCAGUGCCCCACCGAGGAUCAUGUGUGAAGCUCAGUUGUGUCUGGGAUUAUGCCAUGACAGAAGCCACCCCAGCCCUGCAGUCGUGCUGCAGAAAGCCAAGCCGUGGGACAGGAGGCAGCUUGUGACAGCGAGCUUGUGUCAGGAGCCACAAGGAGCCCCGCAGCUGCUCGGUGCCUCUGGCCAACGCUUCCCUCUGCAGAAGCCCUGCUUGAGCCGAAUACUGAGGGAGCCAAGAGGGACGUGAUGCCACCUGUGACCCGUGUGCUGGCCUUGGGCGCUUGGCUGGUGUCACUGGGCGAGGCUACACCAAGUGCCCCCACAAUUUCCAUCUUCCAGAAGCCACCAGGGGUGAUCCCACCUGGAGGCUCCACCACCAUCUACUGCAUUUGCCAGUGCAGCAGUGGGAGCUUUAGGAUGUACAAGGGCGGCCACCAGCUCCCCACCCUGGAGCAGAGUGGUGGCAAGGCCGAGUUCUCCAUCUCUAAUGCCACCUACGAGGACAGAGGUAGCUACGUCUGCCAUUACCUGGAGGGAGACACUGAGCUGGCUCGAAGCACUGGACUGGAAGUCUUUGUGGAAGAGCUCCGUCUGCCCCGACCCGACCUCUCUGUCCUCCCUGGGCACGAGGUGGAUGUGGGAGCUGAGGUGAUGUUCCGCUGCACCACCACACAGCCCAGCACCAGCUGUUACCUGUACCUGGAGGGCCAGAUGGAAGUGCUGCUGUUCCUCAGGGAACAAGGGAACCACAACUUCUCCCUCGUGCAGAAAGGUCACAGCGGCCGCUACAGCUGCCAGUGCAUGAAGGGUUGGAAAGAAUGGUCUGCUGUCAGCAACACCCUGGACUUGGUGGUGAGAGAUUACACGCUGUGCAACGCCGUGCGCCUGGCGCUGGCGGCCGCGCUGCUGCUCCUGCUGGGGCUGAUCGCGGCCGAGGCGGCGCGGGGCCGCUGCCGGGGCUGGGGGAGCCGCCCGGGCCCCGCCGCGCUCAUCGCCCUGCGGACCCCGCGCUGGGAUCAAUAAACCGGCCCGGCCCUGCCGCCAUCCCGGCCUGCUUCUUGUCCCACUCGCGGUCCC